UAACAACCAGGGACUUGGAACGUGCUAGUAUGGGAAAUCAAAUGGGAUAUGCACAUCAAAACGGUGGUACCCACACUUUUGCGUCCUCCCCUAACAUUUGCGGUAUAAACAAUGUUCUAAAAAAUGAUGAUAACGUUUCCCACCAACCAAAAACUAUCGAGACAAUUGAAAGAGAUUCUAUUAAUGGUCAUAAUUCACCAUCGGAUCCAUCCCUUGACAAAAACGGACCCCACUAUAAAUUUAACUGGAACCCUCUCCACGUGCGAUUACCCGUGUUUUUAGAAAGGUUAUCAGAUGAACUAAGCUUAUCGAACCCUCACAAACACGGCCAUCAUGACUCCCUUCAAGCUCAAGCAGUCUCAAAUAAACAAGAUAUUAGUGAUACACUUAACUCCGGACUUAUAAGUUUCACUCAACAAGAGUGUAAGGCUAUAAGGAGAACUUGGGGAUGCAUCAUAAGAAGUCCGCAAAAUAUAGGAAUCGAAGUAUUUUUGCUCAUUUUUAAACGUAACCCGGCAAUCAAGAAUAUAUUUCCUUCGUUCGGCGAGAAAAACUUGGAGGAUAUUGUAAAAGAUCCAAUUUUUCGGGCCCAUUCCAAGAGAUUCAUAUUCUCGAUUCGUUCUUUGGUAGAAAAUUUGCAAGAUUUAAAAUCGGUAACGACCGUUAUGGAAGCAUUGGGUAAAUUGCAUCAAAAGUUUCCAGGAUUUAAACCUGAAUACUGGAUUCUUUUUAAGGACUGCAUAAUGGAAGUGUGGAAAAAAGAGAUAGGGGAUGAAUUUACGCCGGAAGUUCAAUCGGCUUGGGAUCUUAUCUUAAAUCUCAUGAUAAUAAAGAUGAAAGAAGGAUACGAGAGCAAAAAUUGAUUCAUUGUCAAUUGACAAAUAUUUUAUUGUAAAUUUAUUUGUUGUAAACUUAUAUACUUAUAUUUAAUUUAUGUUAAAAGCAAGAAACUUAAUAAGUUUGAAUUACGAAAAUAAUUAUCCAAAUAUAAUGUAAUCCUAUUUGGUUUACUAGAAAUUAUGUUAUU
Molecule: messenger RNA, 1027 nt
Organism: Gordionus sp. m RMFG-2023
Lineage: Eukaryota; Metazoa; Nematomorpha; Gordioida; Chordodea; Parachordodidae
Exons: 2
Coding region: 30-863 (277 amino acids)
Biological process (GO): oxygen transport; response to hypoxia
Molecular function (GO): oxygen binding; oxygen carrier activity; heme binding
Source: RefSeq, a predicted model, not a curated record